Paramuricea clavata is the source of this 1047-nucleotide messenger RNA. The record is from the annotation of a GenBank genome assembly. NCBI's taxonomy places the organism in Eukaryota, Metazoa, Cnidaria, Anthozoa, Malacalcyonacea, Plexauridae.
AUGGCGUGGUUAGAACCAUUGUCGUAUCUUUUACAAGCGCAGCCAUUCAACCCUAUCUUGUGGAAUUUGUAUUCAACAUGUAGAUAUUUAAGGCGUUAUAAACCAACCAUCGAUGUUAAAGAAAACAUUGUACUAGACUAUGUAAAAGCUGAGGAUUUUUGGAUGAAGGGCAGUUUUGACACGAUAAAGGAUUUUAUCGCUAUCGAUGAUGAAACUGAUGCGGAAAAGGAAAUCAUAAGUGAUAACGCAGCAGAAAAAACUAAGAAACCAAAAGAGAGAUUGAGAUGGCCGAAUCAUCCGCGUAUGGCCGUUGUAGGUGUUGAUGUUGGAGGUGCGGGUGUGAAACAACUGUAUCGCAUACCCGUUGAAUGGAUUCCACGGCUUUGUGUGCGUAACGGUAUGAUCGUGUUACAACCCUUUAAGUUUUGUUGUCGUGAAGUUUUGCAACGAUCCGUAACAAAAUUGAUACGUUGCCAAUCGUUGACAAUCCCUAGCGGGUUUUUUUUCGACAAACAUUUUUUUCAUGUGGGUUGUGGUUCUUGUGAUGAAGAUAACGCAGAGGUGCAAGUGUUCGCAGCUAUGCAUUUGUACGUCGGUUUAAAAAGUAUCUUGCAACAUCUGAGUACGGGUUUAUACGUCAAUACGCAGGAAAAGUUGUUGGCCGUCGAUUGCAACGAGGAAUCUCUUAAUUAUUAUUUAAAAUCGUGGGAUGAAGAAAAUAUAAUAUAUACUCAAGUAAAAAAGAAAGGUACAUUUAUACGUAAAUAUCUUGCACAUAUUGUUGUGUGUAAAAAAUGUAUUAGAUAUCUUGCUGAUUUUUUAAGUUUAUUAGAUCAGAGUGUAGAAGAGCAUCCCUUUCCACGGUAUAAUGAAUUAGAUUGUGACGGCUAUAAUUUUCUGGGAAUACCCAUUCGCAACUAUAUAUUAGAUGCAGAUUUUGAUAUGUUAUUAGCUAAGGCGUAUUAUGGUGUUAUAGAUGGGGUUGAGAUAGCCGGUUGUGAUUAUGUGGACGCUUUUAUGAACACGUAUGUGAUAAAACAUGGUUAA